AUGUCAGAUGUGUCUCUCAGACUAUCGGACUGUAACAAGCUUUUCUUUGGCUUCUUUGAUGUUUCGUCCCUUGCUAUCAUCGAACGGAGGGGGGCACUGGCGGAUGCUGACGUUGACGCAGGCAUUACAUCGGUUCCAUUUCGUCUAUCUGAAAACUGUACUGAAAGACGCUCAGUUCUUUUUACAUUGUUAGCAUAUGGUCUCAACAAUACCGCUACUUGGACCCGAGUUCAGGGGGACUGGGAGAGCGAGGAAGCGAUAGGACGAAGGACGGCGGGUGAGCUAGAAGGCUAUCAGCAAAGAGGACAACAACGUUCACGAUCGCAGGGACAAGCACACUACUCACAGAUGAUGACAUCUGACAAGAUUAACCCAACGACACCAUACACUCUGCACCCGAUCAACGAACGGGUCAAGAAGGGUGGGUACGGUGCAGCGCUACGAACACGCAAGGACAAGGGUAAAAGUGCGUGA
Serpula lacrymans var. lacrymans S7.9 is the source of this 474-nucleotide messenger RNA. RefSeq lists its product as uncharacterized. The transcript is spliced from 4 exons. NCBI's taxonomy places the organism in Eukaryota, Fungi, Basidiomycota, Agaricomycetes, Boletales, Serpulaceae. The record is from RefSeq and is a predicted model, not a curated record. The coding region runs from base 1 to 474 and encodes 157 amino acids.